Penaeus indicus is the source of this 3407-nucleotide messenger RNA. Its product is annotated as inositol monophosphatase 3-like. Gene Ontology annotation, molecular function: 3'-nucleotidase activity. The record is from RefSeq and is a predicted model, not a curated record. The coding region runs from base 239 to 1378 and encodes 379 amino acids. The transcript is spliced from 6 exons. Gene Ontology annotation, cellular component: endomembrane system. Lineage: Eukaryota; Metazoa; Arthropoda; Malacostraca; Decapoda; Penaeidae.
GCAGCCUAAGCUAAAGGGUUGCUUUCUCCGUCUUUGGGCCUCGUCUGUUGCGUUGCUUUGAUUCCGUUAAUAUAUUUGAAAACCGUAUUAUUUUGAUAUUUUAUUUUUUAUUUAUUUAUUUAUUUUUUUCUUUUUAUCCCUCUUCCUUUCCCCCCCCCCCCCACCCUCUUAUCACCUCUUCCUUCAUCCCCCCUCCAGGAAAAUUAGAAAAAAAAUAAAAAUAAAAGCACUGAGAGCAAUGCUAAAGCUAGACAGCCCUAAGGUGGAUGAUGUUUCAGGUCCCACUAUCAUCAGGUCCAAGCUGUCGAGUCGCAUAGCCGGUGCCAUGAACCUCGGAGCUUCCGUGCGCAUCAACAAACUCGGGGUCAGCAUCAUAGGGGGGGUACUCCUCAUGAUCGUGCUCGUGUACAGAAACAGCGGCAGUUCGGAGGGGACGGCGGAGAUGCCACUCGAGAUGGCCCAGACGGGGGCAAGGGUCAGCCUCAAAAAACUCCUGGCGGCUGCGAUCGACGCGGCCGACAGGGGAGGGAAGAUCGUGUACCAGAUCCGCGAGGAGGCGACCCUACACGAACAGAGCAAGGGCAAGACGAAGGAGGGCGCCAACGACCCCGUGACUGAUGGCGACCUCAAAUCACACAUGGCCAUGUUCUACUCCAUCAAGAACGCAUUUCCGGGAGUGGAGGUCAUAUCAGAAGAACACUCCAGUAGUGAUGUCAACCAACAGGCAGUAGCACCAGCUGCAACGUCGAACGAGGAAGUAAACAGCGUCAUCGCAGACGACCUCACAGUUCCCGUUGAGGACGUACGCGUUUGGAUCGACCCCCUGGACGCUACACAGGAAUACACAGAAAACCUGCGUCAGUAUGUAACGACCAUGGUGUGUGUUGCUGUCAAGGGCUUAGCGACCAUCGGGGUUAUCAACAAGCCUUUCAGCAACUUCAUUGCAUGGGGCUGGGCUGGGCAUGGAAUCUCACCCAAGUUGCACAUCUCUCAGGAUCAGACUGGUCCCAAAGACGACAUCGCUCAUAUCAUCGUCUCUCGCUCGCACACGGGGGAUGUGGAAGUGGUGGCCAAGUCAGCGUUUGGAGAUAAGACCAAUAUUACCCAGGCUGGUGGGGCAGGCUACAAGACCCUGGCUGUAAUCCAGGGAGAUGCCGAUGCUUACGUCCACUCAACGGCAAUCAAGAAGUGGGACCUGUGCGCGGGCAAUGCCAUUCUCAACGCACUUCAGGGCAAAAUGACCACCCUAGACGGCACCUCCAUAGACUACAGCAGCCGCGAGAUGUACAAGAACGAAGGGGGCCUCCUCGCCACGCUCUACAAUCACGACUUGUACUUGGAGAAACUCAAGGUCCUCAAGUCUACUAAAAGUCACUAGGAGGGAGAACGACAGUGGCAGCAACAGCUCAAUCGAUUAUUUUUUUUCUGUUGUUUCGUUUUCCGUUUUUUUUUUUUUUUUUUUUAUACGUGAUUUCUUUUUUUGUAGGCAUGUAGGAAUUGCUUGCGAGGUGUAAUUUUUUUUGGAGAGGAGUAUUUUAAGGUUUGAUUUAGGUCACCUUUGCGUUCAUAUGGUGCAUUCUUAUCGUUGUCCAGAUAGCUUGCAUUUUUUAUUAUUAUUUUAUUAAUUAUUCUUUUUAUUUUUUUUUUUUUUUCUCAUGUCAGGGUGUCAUCAGUCUUUUGUUAAUGUUUUUUUAUUACAAAAGCAAUAGUUAUGCACAAUGUUACUUGUAGCAACUCAAAAUGAAAUAAUAGAUAGGGAGAAGUUUGCAGUUUUCCAUUAAUUUUUUCUUUUUCUCUUUCUCACUCUCUGCUGCUCUUGUUUUAUGAACAGAGAACUGCAUACUUAUAAAACUACGUGCAAUUUUUGCCAGGCAUAAUGUCAAACAAUGGAGGCUGGUAGGCAUUAGUGAAAUACCUCGUCAUUUGUUAUAGAGUUUUAGGUCUUGGUGUUUGUUGAAAUAUUUUGUCGUGAUUUUGCAGAAAUGAUAUUGUGUUUUCUGUUUUGUUGAUUUAAGAAAGUUGAUAUUAGUUUGCUGUUGUUUCUUUUAUUCUGUAUAGUAUAUUAAAGUAUUUAUUUUUUAAUUUAUGUAGUGAAAGUUAAGAAAUGGAAUAGAUUUUUUUUCCUCAGAAUUGUAGAUUACUAGCAGCUGUAACAGUGAAUUCUCCUAAUGUGUUAUUUUAAAAGCAGUUAUAUUAAACUUACUAAGACUAACAAUAAAUCAUAAUAAUAAUGUUCAUCAUCAAUGAUAAUAAUGAUAAUUGAUUAUUAUCAAAAUUAUUGCUAUGUACUUAUUUAUUUAUUUAUUUUCUUCUUAGCAAUGUAUUUGUAUGCAACAGUGUGGUAUUAAUUCUUGAAACAUUUUACUUACAAUGACUUGUUAAGCAUUAGACAUAGCUUUUGUCCAUAUCUGCUUUGUAAGCCCUCAUAUCUUUGGCAGUUUUAACCCCUUUUGAAAUUCCCUCACUAAUUAUCUUCCAUUCUGUGGUAAUUGUUAAUUCAUAUGGUGGAAAACAUAUUCAAACAUGCAUUGCCACACUGCUCAGUUGGUCAGGAUGAAAGUUAGUUCACAGUUUACCUGGUUAAGUUCCAGCUCAAGUUCGCUAACAACUUACGUUUAAUACUUUAGAUGCAUUCAUCAUAACACAAUCAGCUUUUCAAUACUUGCUUUGAAGCAGCCUUGUUACCAGUGACCUGCCAUCCAAGUGUGAACUGCCCUGUACGUUGCUUGUGAAUUUUUCCCAUCCCUUUUUGUCCCUUUUUAUUAUUCUAAGGCAGUCGCCAGUCAGUGAGAUUCUUAAUACGAUCUUCCACCCACCCCCGUCCUUUCCUCCCAUCUCCGUCUCCCUCUGGGGAUGACGGAACCGGUUUUAAAUGUCAUAAUGUUGUCACGUCCCCCUGUCUAUUACAUUCCAAGCAUGUUCCGCAAGCCAUCAUCUUACUAGCUAACCGAAACCCUAAGCUCAUCCAAUCACCUGAAAUUUAUGGAAGGCUUGAUAGAGAAGCACACAGAAAGUUGUUGCUGCUCGCUGAGAUCCUCGGAGGAGAAGCGCAAAGGACGUCACCGUUUCUUCGUUGUCAUAAAUUUCACCGUUCUUGGUAUACUGCAGAUUUUUUUGGGGGGGGAUUUUUUUCUCUUCCCCUUCCAGAUAAUUAAAAAAAAAAAGAAAAAAAAAAGUAUAUUAAGGAGAAAAAAUCAUUGGAAUGAUAUCAGUCAGUAUUUCUUCUCUAUUUUAAAGUUUAGAUUAUUAUUAAUAAAAAAAGAAAAUUAAAAAAAGUAUAUUUUUAUCACUUAUUUAUUAUCGAUCAUUCCAUAUGUUGUGUGAUUAUAUGGAACAUGUUUAUACCGUGUCAUUCUGUCUAUGUAUAUUGAGUGACACUUCAUGGAAAUAUAUUUUGUAAUCUCGUU